Fusarium subglutinans is the source of this 2250-nucleotide messenger RNA. Its product is annotated as bikaverin cluster-transcription factor. NCBI's taxonomy places the organism in Eukaryota, Fungi, Ascomycota, Sordariomycetes, Hypocreales, Nectriaceae. The transcript has 3 exons. Gene Ontology annotation, biological process: DNA-templated transcription; regulation of DNA-templated transcription. Gene Ontology annotation, molecular function: DNA-binding transcription factor activity, RNA polymerase II-specific; DNA binding; zinc ion binding. The record is from RefSeq and is a predicted model, not a curated record. The coding region runs from base 1 to 2250 and encodes 749 amino acids.
AUGGACCCUACUUUGGGCAAUCUCUCCAUGCCAGGUUUGGCUCAAUCGCACGUCCAAGUGCGGACCUGCAUCCACUGUCGCCAACGCAGAGUCAAAUGCGACCGCCAAUUCCCCCGAUGCUCUAAUUGCAUCAGAUCUGAAGUCAAUUGUAUUUAUCCUCCCGGUCGAGGCAGAGCACCCAAGCGGCCGAAACGCAGCCUUGCGCCCCAACUAUCUGAGCGUUUAUCCCGCCUAGAGAGCAUCAUUGGACAGUUUGGUGCUGCUGCCAGAGAGAACCAGGAUACCCCACAGACUGCGCAAGACAGUGACGGGCAUUCAUUUGAGCAAGACUUUAGUCGUCUCAAGGUCGAUGAGUCAAAGAGCUACUAUGUGAACAACGCAUUAUGGGUCACUUUAUCAAAUGAGGUCGAGGAGCUGCGUGAUCUUCUUUUUGAGCCUGCUAGUGAAGAUGCUGGCUACGAGCCUUCAAUCUCUUCAUCCGCCACCACCGCCGCUACUUCACCAUCAUCUCCCCAACUGGGACUCAAUGCCGCAAUUUUUGGCUACCGCGCAAUUGCCUCACCACUCUAUCACUACCAUCCCUCAUUGCAACAAGCUGUCACGCUCUUUGCCGCAUUCAGUGAGAAUGUCGCGCCGCUGGUCCGCAUAUUUCACAUGCCGACUUUGACAAGAAUCUACUGGGAUGCCAUCGCUUCUCUUGGCACAGUAGACAAACAUACCGAGACCUUGCUGUUCACUAUUCAUUACUCAGCGGUCAUCAGUCUCAACCCAGAGCAAUGUCUCAAUAUUCUGGACGAGACUCGUGAGGCUGCCUUGGAAAGAUAUCGGUUUGCAGUUGAACAAGCUCUAGCUCAGGGCAACCUUCUCAGCACCCAGAGUAUGACCAUGUUGCAAGCCGCAGUGCUCUUCUUGUCUGCUCUUCCAAAUGAAGACGACUCGCGUGCGGCAUGGGCACUCACAUCGCUGGUAUUUCAUAUCGCAAGGACCAUGGGUCUCCAUCGCGAUGGCACUAUUUUCGGAUUAAAGCCCUUCGAGACUGAGCUGCGCCGCCGUUUGUGGUGGCAGAUCUGCAUCAUUGAUAGUCGCUCAUCAGAGUAUCACUGCAAUGAGCCUAUCGCGCAGGGCUUUAUUACAGAUACCAAACCUCCACUGCACAUCAAUGAUGUUGACUUGUCACCUGAGAUGGUAGAGCCUCCAGCUGAAAGAUGGGACCAUGCGACUGAUAUGACGCUCACUUUGGUCAGGUGUGAGGCUAUACAGACAGGUCUGAAGCUGGGCCGCAUGAGGCACAAGCAGAACAAAGCAUCAGACGAUGGAGCUACCCCAAGGGUAGAUGACACCUCUGAUUCUCCCAAGACUCUGGCUCAAGAAUUGGAAAGUCGGUUGCGGGAUAAAUAUCUACCCAUCUGCGAUACGACCGUCCCAUUCCAGCUCCUAUCUUCAGCCGUGGCACAAAUCAUCCUUGGACGGUUCUGGCUUAUUACGCAGUACUCAGUAGUGUCACGAGAAAAGGAUGUUGAUGGCAGAAACACAAACAACCAAUUCCCUCCCACUCCCAACACCGCAGGCCAGCUAGAGAACAAAGUACGCGAUGAGCUCUUCCAAACUUCAAUCAAGAUACUAGAAGUAUCGGGCAUGCUUCUCACAAGCAAAGAGAUCAUACAGUUCACAUGGUACUCAAAGACUCAUAUCCAAUGGGGCGCCAUGGCAUUUGUUCUCUCUGAGCUAUGCGCUCGGCCCCAAUCACUGCAAUGUGAGCAGGCAUGGGACUGCGUGACGACAGUAUAUGAGGGAUGGAAGGUCGAUGAGAGCAGACAGGAUGAGACUCGCCUUGCUUUAUGGAGACCCAUAAAAAGGCUCAUGGCCAAAGCUCGCUACGUGAAAGAGAUGCAGCAAACUACUCCUGGGCGGUCGUCCAACGCGGGCCGCAAGGUUCAGAGGCGAGAUCCAGUUCUGUACUCUCCUUCGCCGGGGCUUUUCUCGCAGUAUCCAACACCCGCGUACUCUGAUAACUGGUAUGGGCCGUUGCAGCAGACACCAUCUUCCAUUCCGGCGUCUGAUGCGUCGUUGCCUGGGUUGGCAGCAGUGCCGCUUGAUAGGAGUGGCCAGUCGGAUGCUCUACAGAGGGUGCUUGGUACCGAAACUCUAGGCCCUUUUAUGGAUAUGAUCCCGGAAUGGCCGUGGGUAGAUGCUGAACAGGGGGCUUCAUCCCUGGCGGGGUUUGAUCUUGGGCUACCGAGAUUUAGUUGA